This is a messenger RNA of Cynara cardunculus var. scolymus (artichoke), 1438 nucleotides long. Its product is annotated as manganese-dependent ADP-ribose/CDP-alcohol diphosphatase. Gene Ontology annotation, molecular function: CDP-glycerol diphosphatase activity; ADP-ribose diphosphatase activity; 2',3'-cyclic-nucleotide 2'-phosphodiesterase activity. Lineage: Eukaryota; Viridiplantae; Streptophyta; Magnoliopsida; Asterales; Asteraceae. Bases 209 to 1168 code for a protein of 319 amino acids. The record is from RefSeq and is a predicted model, not a curated record. The transcript has 2 exons.
UGUUCUUCACCAUCCAUUAUUGUCGGAACAAAAUUCCCGAGGAUCAAUUUCAUCGUUGAACAUUCGAGUAGUUGAUGCAAAAACUCUCGCUUUCCUGCACUUACUGUAUCACAUUUGGACCGUAAUUUGAUUCACAUGCAAUGAUCAUGAACCAUACCAUGGUUAUUUUGAUGUAUUCUUGAUUUUACCAGAGAAUAGUUGUCAAAGAAUGGGCUACCCAAAUGGAGUGGCACCACAAGGGAAUCAGCCUCUUUUCUCAUUUGGAGUUAUCACAGAUGUCCAGUAUGCUGACAUUCCUGAUGGGCGUUCAUUCAUUGGUGUUCCUCGAUAUUACAGAAAUAGCAUUCUCGUGUUGCAGAGGGCAGUACAGAAAUGGAACAAUCACCAGAAUAUCAGUUUCUCACUAAAUCUUGGGGACAUUGUCGAUGGGUAUUGUCCUAAAGAUCAAUCGCUAAAUGCUGUUAGGAAAGUAGCUAAAGAAUUUGAGAACUUCAAUGGUCCUGUGUAUCAUAUGAUUGGCAAUCACUGCCUCUACAAUCUCCCUCGCAGCAAGUUGCUUCCAUUGCUGUCUAUUCCUAGUGUUGAUACAUGUGCUUACUAUGAUUUUUCUCCAAUCCCAGAGUACAGAUUUGUCGUCCUUGAUGGUUACGACAUCAGUGCAGUUGGUUGGCCUCAUGAUCAUCCUCACACAAUUGAAGCCUUAAAGUUACUCGAUGAGAAAAAUCCUAAUGUGGAGAAAAAUAGUCCAAAUGGACUAGUGGAUCUUGAGAGAAGGUUUCUCAAGUUCAAUGGUGCAGUUGGGAAAGAGCAGUUGAAAUGGCUGGAUAACAUACUCCAAGAUGCUACCAAGUCCAAUCAAAAAGUUGUUGUAUGCUGCCAUAUUCCCCUAGAUCCUGGAGCUACAUCGAAAGAAGCACUCUUGUGGAAUUAUGAUGAAGUUAUGGAUGUGAUUCAUAGGUACGAUUGUGUGAAGGCUUGCCUAGGCGGUCAUGAUCAUCAAGGUGGACACUCUGUCGACUCUCAUGGGGUACACCAUCGGGUACUUGAAGCAGCCUUGGAAUGCCCUCCAGGCACUGAUGCAUUCGGAUAUAUAGAUGUUUUUGAAGAUAGGUUAUCACUUAUUGGUACUGACCGGAUGGCAAGCAGUGAAAUGGUUUUCAACCACUAAGCAUGCUAGAUUUUAUCAGCUUGUGGAGGUCAUCCUUCUGAAAUGAAGGUGGAAUUUAUGUUAGCUAAUGUAUUAGAAAGCAUUUUAGCAGUGUUGCUUGAGCGAAAGUGCGUGAACCUAGUAAAGGACCAUGAUGCACUUUUAAGCAUGGUCAAUUUCGGCUAUGUCUGGUACUACUUCUAAGUAACUUGUAUUCAUCUAUGUAACUUUCUGGUUAACUUUAUCCUCAAGAACAUUUGUUGGAAUAUUAGCAAGUAUUCAUCUCUCUAA